ACACAAUACAAAAAGACGCCUGCAGUAGAAAACACCGCCUACAGGAGGCCUGAGGUAAUUAAUCAGACCAAACCUGAGGUAAAAGCAAGGUGCUAUCAGUGUGGGAAGUCUGAUCAUCUAAAAUACCAAUGUCCUCUUUUAAGAAGAGAGAAAACAUCCUUCUUUAUGAAUAAAGAGCCCAAAGAAAACACUACUAAGAGUGAUACUAAGUUGCUGAGCAAUACUGAGACUGUCCCUAAGGAGAAACAAUGUUUGUUUAUUUUAUCCGAUGAUUUUUCUGAAGAUUAUUUUGAGCCUAUCACUAUUGUGAACCAACAAAAACAAGGUUGGAGGGAUACAGGAUCCCAGGUGUGUGUUAUCCACCCAAAAUCGGUACCUCAGAAAUAUCAAAAGCCCACCUCUGAGAUAAAUCUAAAGGGUUUGGGACCAGCUGUACCAGCUGAGGUAGUAUCUCUCCCAAUUGAAUACAAUGGAUGGAAAGGGAUCUGGGACUUUGCAAUUAGUUCAGAUAUCCCUCAUGAAUGUUUAAUCGGCAAUGACCUAGCUAGACAAGUUAAGAACUGGAAAAAGUUGUGUGAGGAGAAGGAAAAUUACAACAGAAGCCCUAUUCAGGAAGCAGUGUGCUUACCUAUUCAACCAGAAUCUGAACAGGGUCCAGAAUCCAGUUCCGUCAUUAUUGAAAUUGUUAGUAAAACAGGGGGAGUUCAAGAAAUUAAACAAGCUCAGGAGGAAGAUGAAUCCCUGAAGCCUUUGUUUAAGCAAGCCAAAAAUAUUCCGGAAUCAGCAGGAGAACUACCCAAUAAAUUUGUCACAAAAGAUGGUGUGCUUUACAGAGAAAGCAAAAGUGUGGAAUCAGAAGAAAGGUCAGAAAUACACAGUCAGAGUUUCACUGAAAUUGAAAGGCAAGCACAGGUGGCUGAGAAACUGAAGGAGCAACAGGCUGCGGAGUACAAGAAGCAAGCAGAUGAAGCCUUAGUGGCCUCCAUGAGACUGACGUAUCAAGAGCUACACAUUGAUCGGAAAAAGGAGGAGAAAAAACUUCAAAACCUGGAAGGGAAGAAGUGGGAGCAGGCAGAGCGGCUGGGCAUGGGCUUGGUGUCCAGGAGCUCUAUUUCUCACUCUGUCCUCUCUGAGAUGCAAGUGAUAGAACAAGAAACGCCAGUGACUACAAAGUCCACACGGUCCCAGCUAGAUCUCUUUGAAGACAUCGGAAGCUUCACAUCUGGACCACCAAAGUACAAAGAUAAUCCUUUUUCAUUAGGCGAUGCCUUCAGCUCACAGUGGGAGACAGACAACUCCUCUUGGGAAAUGGACAAAGGGGAAGAGGAGGCAGACAUUGCCAUCUCCAACAUCCGGCCUAUUGGUGACAGACCCAUUACCAGAAGAGAGACAGAGAGCAAGAUAUCAGUAGUGGAGUCCAAUGAAGCUCAGCAGAAGUUUGCAGGGGCCAAAGUCAUCUCAUCUGAUAUGUUCUUUGGACGGGAAGCUGAUACAGUUCCAGUGGCUGAAUAUUUGACCGAUCUUCAGUCAACAAUGAGAGUGGCAAGAGACAUUGCACAAGAACAUCUAGCUGUAGCCCAGCAGAGACAGAAGAGCUACUAUGACAGGUCAGCCAAACCAAGAAGCAAGCGGAGGUUAUUUUUCGAUGGAGAGAGUGGUAAAGACCCUGACGUGAUGGGGAUUGGUAGUUUUAACCAUCAGCAGUUUACUUUCAAGAUUUUACAAAAAUGCUUGGACUAUGUAUCGCAAGACUUCUUAAAUGACUCUUGGAAGUUUCGCAAAAAGACAUUUUGGGACAGAGAGAGUUCAUUGGGUUGCUGGGAAGGACGAGUGUAAUUAUCCCCAACAACAUGUUAACCUCUGGAAUGCUCCGCAGAGUGAAACAUCGAUGAACUGUGCCAGGUGGCAUGAAGAAGAUCCCUAUGAAAUGUACUGAGUAUCGGAAGAUGUUUGGUCCAGUGUAUAAAUAAAGACUUGGGGAAUAACCCUGAAUGAAAAUUAAACUGUUAGAAAUAUGAUUUAUGGAAAAUGUGUUUUAAAAUGUCUUUUAAUUUAGGUUUGUGAAUCUUAACACUGGGAAAGAUGACCAAUGGAUUUAAGGUAUAUGUUGAAUAGUAACAAUCUCAUAACUGAAUGGUGAGAUAUGAAUAUGCUAUGCGUAUAUACAACAGUGAAGGUUUGUAUUUAUGGUUUGUGCAAUGUAUUUAAUCAUAAUAAGUUUGUGUUACAGUGAUGUGUUUAUGUAUAUGUAUUGUAUCUAACUUUGUGUUUUAUUUCAGGAAUACUGUUAUAUAUGUAUAUAUGUAUAUACUAAUUAUUUUUGCCAUUCUAGGCAUAGAAAAUGCAAAAAUAAUCUUUCUAAGGGGGGAGGUGUAGAGAAGUUAUGUGUUAAACAGAGAUUAUUGAUAUGAUUUUAUUUGUUUGUUUGUUAAAGGAAAAGGGAGUUAUAUAUUAGCAAGGAAAAGCCUAACAUGGAAACUAGCUGGAAGCAGCAUUUGGUAGGUUGCCAUGGUAACACAGCUUCCCUUGGGAGAAAAGGGGCGUGGCUAAGAUGACAGUUGGAGCAGAUUCCCUUUUAAAAAGUUGAGUUGCUGUGAGGGUUUAAAAAAGGACAGUGGUGGUUAGGUUUUGGAAAGAUUAGGAGCUGGGGAAAUCAGCUAAGGACGGCAGCUUAUGGUCACUCAGGGGAAAGGCUGGGACUAUAAGCUGACCGGGGGAGUUUAGUAUACUGUUUUGAAGAGAAGUUAUUUAAGAAAUAUCCAUUCAAGAAAGACUACAUUGUAACUUAAGAUCCUGAAACGUUUACUGAUUGAAACCAUACGCUUAUGUACCAAAAAUAAACUUGAAUUUUGUUAUUGUUCAUAAAGACAAGUCUCCUUGCCUCUCUGUAAGCCUGUUACCUCACGUUGGUGGCAGUUACCGUACUUUUCUAUAUAAGUUACCAUCUUUACUCAUUUAAACCCAUCAGUUCUGUUAUCCUUCCUUAUCCACUAAAUCAUCCCUGUCAUACAUUCACACAUCCUCCACCCCUCCCUCUCAUACGCGCGCACAUCUCCUCAAUUGGAGGCACCGGUGGGAUAUUUCAAAAGGAUUCCAUCCCUGGAACCUCAGUUCUCUUCAAUUGGAGGCAUUAGUGGGAUUUAGACAAAGAUUUUCCCCUGCCUGAGUUGAGUACCACAAAUUGGGCUCUCUUCAGUAAGUAAUAGUAUAAAUCUGUGCUAAUUUGAAGUUAUGUGGUUGUGUGUCAUAAAGACAGUCAGACAUUAAGGGGAUUGCUAUUUUGGGGGUGAUAAAUUGUUUUUGUCUAAAACAAUUUUAAAAUCCCCAAAAUCUGUAGAUGUGUCAAUCUUUCUGAAACUUCUGGGGAUUGAUGUCCUGGUUAUCUUGUGCAUUGUAUAUCAUAUUCAAGUAGAUAACUCCUGCAGAUUUUUUAAAAAUGUUGUUUAUAAAAAAAUUGAAAAUUCCCCAAAAAUCCAUGGGUAAGUGAUACAUUCUGAAAUUUGGUGGGCUAAUAAUGGUAAAGGAGGUCUACCAUUGUAGCAUGGAUCACUCCAAUAGCUUUUAAAAUGAGGGAGAAAGGAGCCCCUGAAGUUUUCCCAAUUAUAGUAACGAAUUACUGUAACUAAUUACGGUAACAAAAUAGUAAAACAAAAUGUUAGUCUCAUUAUACUAACAUGUUUUUCACCAAGUAUACUUUAGAAACACUUUAGAAACAAAGUGCUAGUGUCCCCUAGUUUUGUAAGUACUUUUGAACCAUUUUUAAUGGAUCGCACAUGCUUAAUAACUAUGUCUUCAUUAUUAGUAAAAUAAUUAAUUACAAGUCGUUAUUUAUGCAGAAAAGAAUUAUUUGUACCUGAUAGUUUCUUGGGUCUUUUCCAUUUUUCCACUUUUACAAAAGUUUUAAAUUCUUCUAUUUGACUUCCCUCCUUCAAUUUUGACAAACAAGAUCAGUCACUCACAUUGUAUGCCACCUUUACAAGCAUUUCAGUUGCUCUAAUUAUCAUUUCUUAAUCCACUUUUCCCAGUUUUGAAAGUGGCAAUUAAUUCAUGAGAUUUAUGUGAGGAAGAAUAAAGUGAGAAUCAUUUAACACAAUGCAUUCAAAUGACUGCUAACAGCAGUAUUUGAAGUGUAGGCAUAACUCUACAACUAUAUUAUAGUUGUCCCAGUUAUAUUCAAAGAUACUCAAAAUGCGAAUAUAUUUCUCGCUAUACAGACAUGAAAAUAUGAUACUAACUUAACCACUUGGCAUUUUGUAUAUUUUUCAUACUAUGAAGUUUUUAGCGUGAUUAAUGUCAUGAGAAAUGGCAUUGUUGCUGCACAGUAAUGUGUUUAAUGGGAAUACCUCUUCCUUUGUGAAUACAUAAUACCUACUACCUUAUCAUAAAGGCUAUUUGAAGCAACUUGCUUCACCAGGCUUCUGAUGAGGAAAGAAGAAGUAGCGGGGCGAAU
Messenger RNA from Anolis carolinensis (green anole), 4450 nucleotides. RefSeq names its product ADP-ribosylation factor GTPase-activating protein 2-like. The record is from RefSeq and is a predicted model, not a curated record. NCBI's taxonomy places the organism in Eukaryota, Metazoa, Chordata, Lepidosauria, Squamata, Anolidae. The coding region runs from base 166 to 1836 and encodes 556 amino acids. The transcript has a single exon.